UACAAAGAGCGAGGUCAUGUUAGGGGGGUCCGAAUGAAGGGUUUAUCAGUCCGAGAUAUAAAAUUUAACUUUUCUCGCGACUCUUCCUUUGAGUACAAUAAGCAGGGAAACGUUGGCUUAUUUAUUAUUGCAAUUUGUUACGAUUUCAUUGACACUUUUGUCACGAUUGAUUUUUUGAAAUGGGUACGUUAAUAUUUUUUUAGGUGUGAAGGAAUGAAGAGAAUGGAAAACAUGACAACGGCGGAGUGUUUGACACUUGACUUCGGUCCUUUUGAGACCGUGCAUUGUUGGCAGCAGAUGCCAGAAUGUGAUGUAUUUGUUGGAGCUAGGCGCAGCAAGCACACGGUCGUGGCAUACAAAGAUGCGAUAUAUGUUUUUGGUGGUGAUAAUGGAAAAAAAAUGCUGAACGACUUACUUCGAUUUGACGUUAAAGAAAAGUCUUGGGGGCGUGCUUUCGCGACUGGAACACCUCCUGCUCCGCGCUACCACCACUCCGCUGUCGUUCACGAUGCCUCAAUGUUUGUGUUUGGCGGGUAUACAGGAGACAUACAUUCUAACUCUAAUCUCACCAAUAAAAAUGAUCUUUUCGAGUACCGAUUUCAAACUACUCAAUGGACGGAGUGGAAAUUUGUUGGAAAAACUCCAGUUGCAAGAUCCGCACAUGGAGCAGCUGUUUACGAUAAUAAACUCUGGAUAUUUGCUGGUUACGAUGGAAAUGCCAGAUUAAAUGACAUGUGGACGAUUUCCUUACUGCCAAGCGACCCGAGAGUAUGGGAAGAGAUCACUCAGUCCGGUGACUGCCCACCGACUUGUUGUAAUUUCCCGGUAGCAGUGGCUCGCGAGUCGAUGUUCGUAUUUAGUGGACAGAGUGGAGCAAAAAUCACAAAUAGUCUAUUUCAGUUUCAUUUCCGUGAGAAGAGAUGGACCCGGAUUUCAACGGAGCAUAUUCUACGUGGUGCUCCUCCUCCGCCUGCACGACGCUAUGGCCAUACAAUGGUCAGUUUUGACCGGCAUUUGUAUGUUUUUGGAGGUGCAGCUGAUUCAACGCUUCCCAAUGACUUGCAUUGCUAUGAUCUUGAUACUCAAACUUGGAACGUCGUAUUGCCAUCAGCCGACAGCCAGGUCCCAUCGGGACGUCUUUUUCAUGCAGCAGCAGUAAUCGGAGACGCAAUGUUCAUUUUCGGUGGAACCAUAGAUAAUAAUGUUCGCUCUGGGGAAACAUACCGCUUUCAAUUUUCAUCAUACCCGAAAUGUACACUUCACGAUGACUUUGGUAAAUUAUUGAACAGUCGCUUGUUUUGCGACGUUGAAUUCGUUGUCGGUGAAAGCGAAACAAAGAUUCCGGCACAUAUAGCAAUGGUAGCGGCACGUUCGCAGUUUCUGCGAGCUAGGAUACGAGAGGCUAGGGAACGACGGGAGAAACAUCUCAGAGAAGUGUGCGGAAACGUGGAUAUUCCGAUGAAAGAUAUGCCGAUAUUAGAGGUGAAAUUAACGGAUGCAGUACCAGAGGCCUUCGAGAUGGUCUUAAAUUACAUUUACACGGAUCGUAUCGACCCAACGAAACGAACCGAAGAUCCUUUAAGCAAUCGAAUCGUCCUGCUGGUAAUGGAUGUCUAUCGUUUGGCCGUACAAUUUAACAUGAAACGUCUAGAGCAACUGUGCGUGCACUACCUGGAAGCUACGAUAAGUCAUGCAAAUGUUUUAGAGGCUUUGCAUAAUGCUGCGCAACUAAAGCUUUACUUCAUCAAAGAGUUUUGCCUAAGCUUCGUGGUGAAGGACAGUAAUUAUAAUCAGAUCGUGAUGAGUCAAGAAUUUGAGUCGUUGGAUCGGGCUCUAAUGGUAGAGAUUAUCAGGAGGCGGCAGAUGCCUCAGCCUAGGAACUUCUCCAAGCAGUACGAGUCCACUGGCACCAGUCUAGAACAGGAUAUGGAAGUCUUUUUAAAGAGCAUCGGACAUGAUUUCUGUGACAUAACGCUGAUGCUGGAUGGUGCACCGAUACCUGCACACAAAGCCGUUUUGGCCGCUAGAUGCACAUAUUUCGAGGGCAUGUUUCGCUCGUUUAUGCCAGAGAACAACACGGUAAACAUUCAAAUCGGUGAGAUGAUCCCGUCGUCGGAGUCCUUCGACUCGUUGCUACGUUACAUUUAUUACGCGGACGUAGCGAUGCCACCGGAAGACUCGCUCUAUCUGUUCACCGCGCCCGUUUUCUACGGCUUUACCAAUAACCGUCUUCAGGCCUUCUGCAAGCAAAAUCUCGAAAUGAACGUUACUUUUGAGAACGUCAUUCAGAUCCUGGAGGCGGCGGAUCGAAUGCAGGCUAGCGACAUGAAGAAGUACGCCCUGAACCUCAUCGUCCAUCACUUUACCGAGGUGGCUCGUUUGCCCCGGUUGAAGCAGCUGAGUCGGGAGCUUUUGUUGGACAUUCUCGAGGAGCUCGCCGAUGAACGCAGCGAGGCUCGAAUGUGCCAGGACAUGACGAGCGACUGUUGACGAAUUUCCACCUUC
This is a messenger RNA of Orussus abietinus, 2505 nucleotides long. RefSeq names its product leucine-zipper-like transcriptional regulator 1 (gene Lztr1). Lineage: Eukaryota; Metazoa; Arthropoda; Insecta; Hymenoptera; Orussidae. The transcript is spliced from 10 exons. The record is from RefSeq and is a predicted model, not a curated record. Gene Ontology annotation, cellular component: Golgi apparatus. Gene Ontology annotation, molecular function: protein binding. Bases 214 to 2490 code for a protein of 758 amino acids.